AUGGUUGGGCCAAAACCCAUUAGCAAGGAGCUACGGAUGCGAGCUGCAACAAAAAAGUGUGGACUAAUCCGGAAGUGGGCGGCGCACUGUCGCCGGAGUUCGCGGAACACUGCCGCCGAACAAGUCCACAUCGUUUCCUCCAUCAACGUCGUCCUUUCGUCUAACACCAACGGUUGGUGUUUCACGUUUCUUCCUCCACGCACCGGGCGGAAUCUACCAACGACCUCGUUCUACUUUGAAGAUCUGUCGUUUUGGCACAGUGCUUUUCGACAGGUCACUGUGACGGAAAUUGACUUCACUGAAUGCCAGUCGUCAGUCCCUUCUCAACUCGAUUUGCUUGUCAGAGACCACCCUCCCGCACCAUAUUCUAAGAACUUUAACACAGGGAUUGUCGGUGUGCCUGACCAGACUACCAACGAGAUGACUGGGGACACUACAAUCCGCGAUUCCAACGCUGAAUCCAACAAUAUGACCAACGAUGACCACUCGUUAAUAAAAUGCAGUUGUGUUUUGUCUGACCGACGCCUCGCAGAAUGCACAAAUACAGUUGAGGGAAGGACGGAAAACAAUAUUGGUGGGGCGCAAAAUGAGGCCAAUUGUGGACGGAUGAUUCAACCUCAAUUCUAUGUAAAAUAUGAUAAAUAUCAUGAAAGGGAGGACUCGGAUGACGAGCGAGAGUGCUCGUCUAGUCCCUGUCAAGCACCGUGGGGUUACUAUGAGGGGUUCAACCACGAUUUUUCAUCUGCAUCGGCUCCUGUGGAGCUCAUGUCUACGAGUCCCGAUACUUGCGAGCGAGGGCAUUCUCAACGCGUGCUCUAUUCGUGUCACCCCCAAAACAAUGGCGCGUACAUCAACAAGGAAUUCCACAAGGGAACUCUUAUUGAUUCAGAUAAAGAAGGGUGUAGCAAGUGCCCCAAGGUACCAACACGUCGCAUUCUUCAACCCCUACCCGUUUCGGAUUCUGUUGAACCGACUCAUGGGACGACUGCCCCAUAA
This is a messenger RNA of Laccaria bicolor S238N-H82, 996 nucleotides long. RefSeq lists its product as uncharacterized. The coding region runs from base 1 to 996 and encodes 331 amino acids. The record is from RefSeq and is a predicted model, not a curated record. The transcript has 3 exons. Lineage: Eukaryota; Fungi; Basidiomycota; Agaricomycetes; Agaricales; Hydnangiaceae.